AUGCAAGCUAAUUACCCCAAGAAGCUACCACUUACCUAUUGGGACCCAGUUCACAUAAAUUAUCCAGUGAGAAAAUUCCCAGCUUUUGAGAGUUCUAGUGAAACUAUCGGUCGGCAAUGGAGACCACCACCUGAAGUAUUGACGGGACUUAAAAAGCAUUCAAGUGAAGAAAAUGAAUACAGUAGAGACUACGAAGUAACUAAUGAAUUAACAAAAUCACAAACUGCCCUCGACUUUACAUAUAAAAUUCCUGAAAUAACCCGAUUUAACAAACACACCUCUGGUAAUCAAAACUACCCGCCGAGUAAAAAGCUUACAGAUAGAACACCAGCACAUACAGCACACGGGACCAGUGAGAUGAAAGAUUCAUUUACAGAGCCUGUUUCACAUUCUAGGCUUGUUACAAAUAAAGACCAGUUUAAACAUCCUGCUUCGCUGCGGCUAGAAUUACCAGAAGUAGAACCAUUUGAAAACGAAAUAGAAACAAUAUAUACCACACACGACGGGUUUGAAAAAUACUUGGAUCCAUAUUUGACUACGAAUAAGUUAUGUCACCGACCAUUUACUUCUGAACAACUAAGCCGACCUUCAAACACAAAGGACAUUUUUACAUAUUACACAUAUUCUGAUACUCCAUGGGUACGUUCUCCAAAACCAAGGAUAGAUGAAUGGCGUCUACCACUUAGCAAAUUCAAAUCAGUAUAUGAUAAAGAGAAAUUUAAGAGUGAAUUUCGGGAGAUAAGAACACAUAACCAAACACACUGGGUGCCAAGAGCUUUAUUAACAGAAACUAGAGAUAAAUAUGUACAACAAACAUCACGGCCAGAAUCUCAAAUACGUAACUAUGAAGAGGAAGUCAGGUCUUACUACCAAAGAUCGUUAGGAAGUUUACAAACCAACAUUCAACAACAAGAUUCUUCUCUAAAGCAUUUUUAUAAAACAGAAAGUUCUUCUCUUGGCUCAGGGAGACUUAUAAGUUCAGUAAUAGAUCAAUAUGUCGAAAGAAAUAAAAGGCUUAAUAGCAAAAGCGCAAAGAGUGUU
Molecule: messenger RNA, 1041 nt
Organism: Brenthis ino (lesser marbled fritillary)
Lineage: Eukaryota; Metazoa; Arthropoda; Insecta; Lepidoptera; Nymphalidae
Source: the annotation of a GenBank genome assembly